AUGUCGAUCAACUCAUUUAUCAGCUUCGCAAAACAAUACAAUAUCUGCUUAGCCAAAGAGAAGCCCGACGAAUACGUUCCAAUCCCAAUUUCAGACGUUUACCAAGAUGGCAUCAACGUGAUGAAAGAGGACUUCAAAAAUUGCAAAGGCGGACUAGAUCGAUUGAAGCCAUCCUACAUGUUUGACCAAGAUAUGGAUGUUGAUUCCGCCAAUGCCGACGAUUCCAAUGAUUCUGAUUGGUCCAAAGAUUCCAGCGCAACCGAUGAUUCCGACAAUUCCCAGAUGUGUCUAUCUGCGGCUUCAGCGGCUCGAGCUUUCUUGAUUGGAAGAAGUCGCCGGCAAAUCCCCUCUAGCACGCCUUUCCUCGGCUUCAACGGCUUCGGCAGCUCGGACUCGCUUGAAACCUUCCAACGCUUGCGCAUUCCUCAGCAACUGCGUUGGCUUCCGCAGCAGUGA
Messenger RNA from Puccinia triticina, 456 nucleotides. RefSeq lists its product as uncharacterized. The record is from RefSeq and is a predicted model, not a curated record. Lineage: Eukaryota; Fungi; Basidiomycota; Pucciniomycetes; Pucciniales; Pucciniaceae. The transcript has 4 exons. Bases 1 to 456 code for a protein of 151 amino acids.